CGUUUCCAAGCAUGGGAGACAGGCUGCCGGAGCCUCACGCCAGCUCUUCCCCUGCUGUGGCUGCCAGCUCGGAGGCGGAAGAAAUCGAGGUGCUGGACUCUGAAGAUGUCCUACCUAUGGCCGCAGAGGAUCACUGGAAAGCCCUAUUUGAUCAGAAAGGUAGCUGUUCCUGCAGGCAGGCACUAAAGCAAGAGGAAAGCAGCUGGGAUGGAGCAGAAGUCAGGAAGCAGGCUGAAAUGUUUGAUCCUGACAACACUGGCUACAUCAGCACGGAGAAGUUCCGCUCCCUCCUCCAGAGGCACGGCUCGGAGCUGGACCCCCACAAGCUGGAGGUGCUGCUGGCCCUGGCAGACAGCAACUCUGAGGGGAGGAUCUGCUACCAGGACUUUGUCAACCUGAUGAGCAACAAGAGGUCCAACAGUUUCCGGCAGGCCAUCCUGCAGGGGAACAGGAGGCUGUGCAGCAAGGCCCUGCUGGAGGAGACGGGGCUGAGCCUCUCGCAGCGGCUGAUCCGGCACGUGGCCUACGAGACGCUCCCGCGGGAGAUCGACCGCAAGUGGUACUACGACAGCUACACCUGCUGCCCCCCGCCCUGGUUCAUGAUCACCAUCACCAUCGUGGAGGUUGCCUUUUUUCUUUACAAUGGAGUGGUCUUAGACAGAUUUGUGCUGCAAGUCAGCCACCCUUUGUACCUGAAGAAUGCAUUGCUGUACCAUCCCCAGCUUCGGGCCCAGGCUUGGAGGUAUCUAACCUACAUAUUCAUGCAUGCAGGGAUAGAACACCUUGGGCUCAAUGUUGUCCUUCAGCUCUUGGUUGGGGUUCCUCUGGAAAUGGUGCACGGAGCUGCGAGGAUCAGUUUUGUGUACGUUGCAGGAGUUGUGGCAGGGUCCCUGGCAGUGUCAGUGGCUGACAUGAGGGCGCCGGUGGUGGGCUCCUCUGGAGGUGUGUAUGCUCUUGUCUCUGCUCACCUGGCCAAUAUUGUGAUGAACUGGUCAGGAAUGAAGUGCCAAUUCAAACUGCUGCGCAUGGCUGUUGCCUUGAUCUGUAUGAGCUUUGAAUUUGGAAGAGCCGUGUGGCUGCGAUUCCACCCCUCUGCUUACCCCCCCUGCCCCCACCCCAGCUUCAUGGCCCACCUGGGAGGGGUCAUGGUUGGAAUCACCCUUGGUGUUAUCAUCCUGAGGAACUAUGAGCAGAGACUCCAGGAUCAGACUUUAUGGUGGAUCUUCCUUUCUAUUUACGUCAUUUUUGUCUUGUUUGCCAUCUUCUGGAAUAUUUUUGCCUACAGUCUGUUGGAUCUAAAGCUACCUCCCCCUCCUUGAAAACAUGGGACAGAAAACUGGAGAGCAGAAGUCAUCUGUCAGCUGUGUUAAAUGAAUGAAGAUGGAGGAUCUAUUUUUGUAUUUAACUUGGGAGGAUGAUUCUUCUGAACUCAUGAGUGUGCUGGAGGAGGUGCUUAAAGAUCUCAUGAAAGAAUGGGCUGAUCAGUUUGUUCACAAAUCCAGCAGGUUCUGUAACUCUGGCUGGCCAUGCCCUGCAGUUUCUGCCCUGCACCUGGGCACUGACUGCUUGGGUUGUUGUCACACAUCAAUAUUUUCCAUGAGAUAUUUGUAUUUUCCAGGUCAGUGCUGGAAUUGUGGCCAGUUGUUCAGUGAAUUUCCUCUAUGUUACUGAACACCAAAAGGGAAAAAGAUCAGACAUUUACUAAUUAGAGACUCAAAUGGUACUCACAAGGCAGCUUGAGUCUGGUUUCUUUGGACACAUCUGACUGUUCAGCCAUACCAGUGCCACUGUCUAAUUACUUGAAUGGUUCCUAAGGUAUUUUAGUCUCUGCUGAAACUUGUCUUGCACAACUUUCAAAGGAAUCGGCAGAACUUGAUCACACAAAGUGAUGGAGACUGGUCUUCAACCACAGGUCAAAUGAAAUUGCACUAUAAACAUUGGGAAUCUUAGAGUGUUGUGGAUACCCAGCCAGAAGUGACUUUUCCUGUGCAUGUUUCACUUGAUUUUCAUUAAUUAUUCCCCCUUCCCCAGCCUGCUGUGGCUAGAGGGUGUAGCUGGAUUGUUGGGUUUUUUGGUUUUUUAGGUUUUUUUUUUUUUGAGGGAUGAAGGAAAGGAGUGCAAAUGUUCAUUUGUGGUUUUAUCAGAUGACAAUCAGGUGCUGUUUUCUUCUCAUUAUUUUUCCGACCACACUGACCUAACACCUGUCCUGCAGUGAGCUCCUAGCAAGGAUCUCAACUCUUCCAGCAGGUUCUUACUAGGAAAAUGGGACCAUGAUCACCUCCAGCCGCCCAGGGUGGGAACUAUCCAGUCUUUACAGCCAUACAAUCCAUUUGGGGCCAAGUCCACUGAAGGCAGUGGAGUUAAAUCACUUUGUAUGUAGCACUGGUUUCCCAAUGAAGCGGAGAGGGUGUUAUUUGCUACAGUGAUCAUUGUGAAAUGGAUAAAACUGGUUUUAAUAUGAUUUCUAAAAUGUUGUGGAUGCCUCCUCCUGAGGCAAUGGAUGUUCAGGAGCCCCAGACAAGAGUUAGUUGAGUGAUGCCUUUUUCUGUAAUGUUGGUCCAGCCCAGUUCAGGCAAUCUGUGAGUGGGCUGUGGCACAGUUCACACAGUUGCCUGCACAGACUUAGGGACCACAUGGGGACAUCUGUAGCACAAGCAGAGCUUAUAGGUACUCUUCUCUGUAAGGUGCUUGUUUUGCUUGUCACUUCAGAGAGCUGCAAAUUACAGUCCAGGACUGUGGGUGCCCUCCUUUUCUCUGCCCUUUACCCACCUAUCCAAUGGUCUGGACAAAGCAGCCAUAAUAGUCUCUCCAGACAAGCUCCUCUCUUCCUUUUUCCUAUUUCCUGCUGGUGCCCAGGCACAGCCACCAGAGUCUUUCACAGCACAUCCCACGGGCACCGUAGCAGUUGUGUUUGCUCUGUAGAAAAAUGUCUCUGUGUUGUGGGCUUUAUUCUCUCAGCUAUGCUCUCCAUGCUGCCAGAUGAUACCACAAGCUAGUAGGAGCCUGUCCUUCCAGAGGGGACACCCACAAGUGCUUAUCAGCUGCCCCCUUCUUUGCCUCUUAUGGAAAAAUAACUCUGGGCUGAGGGGUGAAGUCUUGUUCUACCAGAUGCACUCAUAAAACUUCUGUUGCCUCAGAAGGAGGGGAUAGAAAAUAAC
Molecule: messenger RNA, 3158 nt
Organism: Melospiza melodia melodia
Lineage: Eukaryota; Metazoa; Chordata; Aves; Passeriformes; Passerellidae
Gene: RHBDL3
Product: rhomboid like 3
Exons: 10
Coding region: 12-1319 (435 amino acids)
Cellular component (GO): membrane
Molecular function (GO): serine-type endopeptidase activity; calcium ion binding
Source: RefSeq, a predicted model, not a curated record